AUGAGACCGACUCUUCAGACUCUUUGGCUUCUAAGCCUGGGCUAUGCAACCUCAGUUCAUGCUUUAGAGCCUCUUGAGCACCUGGGAGCUAACUCUCCAUGGUUUGCUGGACCUAAUGUCAAUAAGAUCUCGUCUGAAGUUCCAGAUCAAUGCUCCGUUGAUCAGGCGAUCUACGUUGUCCGGCAUGGCAGCAGAUACCCUGAUCCUGGUGCCUAUGCACAGUGGCAAGCGCUUUACAAUGCUUUCCAAUCCGCGAAAUUCAAAGCCUCUGGGUCAUUGAGCUUUAUCUCCGAUUGGACUCCGGUGUUGAGACACCCUGAUCAGCAGAUAGCGCAAGUCUCCCUCACUGGGUAUAAGGAACUGUACAACCUUGGAGUCGAUCUUCGGUUUCGAUACCCUUCAUUCUACGAAGACAACUCGCCAUUCUUGCUGUGGGCGAACGACUAUCAGCGCACUAUUGACUCUGCUAGGCUCUUUGCUCGUGGCUACCUCGGACCCAACUCCACCUACGGUGACAUCUAUGUCGUCAAUGCAGGCGUUGCAGCAGCCAUCGGCAACUCUCUUGCGACAUCCGACAAGUGCCCUAAGUUUAAGGACAUCAGUGGAGGAACCUAUGCCUCGACGUGGGACAAGAUUUAUCUGCCACCCAUCACCAAAAGACUCAACAAGAAGAUCUCUGGUAACCUCACUCUAACCGAUGACCAAGUCUCGAUUUUCCCGUACCUCUGUGGUUUUGAAACCCAGAUUACCGGCAGCACCAGCCCCUGGUGCGAUGUCUUCACGCCUAAUGAAAUCCUUCAGUACGAAUACCGUCAGGAUCUUCGUUACUACUACGGCACGGGUCCCGGCGCUGGAAAGAACAUGACCGUCAUGCUCCCCGUCCUCCAGGGCAUUGUCAACCUGCUCGAGGACGGCCCAGCAUCGACGACCAAUACGACCACCGGCACGAGCAAGCUCCCUCCUCUCAUCGUCGCCUUCACGCACGACAACCAGAUCAACGAGCUCGCCUCUCUCCUGGGCGUCUUCGACGAGCAGGAAGCCCUUCCCGCUGAUAAAAUGGAUAACAAAAGGAUCUACGUCAGCACUCGCGUAAACCCCAUGCGGGGGACCAUCGCCUUCGAGCGUCUCAACUGCACAUCCCACGGCAAGACCUCGGUUAAUGUCCGUAUCCUCCUGAAUGACGCUGUCUAUCCCGUUCCGUCUUGCCGCUCUGGACCUGGAAGCAGCUGCCCGCUCGACCAGUAUGCCGCGCUGGUGGCCAAGAAGAGGGAGCAGUACGGUUCCUUUGCGUCUGUCUGUGGCCUUUCCGAGGGCAAUGUUACCACCGCUGGUUCGGACGGAGCUGUGACUUUCUUCACUGACUUGACCCUUCCUUUCUUGAGUGUUGUCAAGCCUUGA
Molecule: messenger RNA, 1398 nt
Organism: Aspergillus udagawae
Lineage: Eukaryota; Fungi; Ascomycota; Eurotiomycetes; Eurotiales; Aspergillaceae
Product: putative histidine acid phosphatase
Exons: 8
Coding region: 1-1398 (465 amino acids)
Cellular component (GO): fungal-type cell wall
Molecular function (GO): acid phosphatase activity
Source: RefSeq, a predicted model, not a curated record